CCACAAACAUGGCGCGGUUGAGAUUUCCUGGUCGUCCUGGAUGCAGGUUUGAUCGUAUGGGUAUCCGAUACGGCGCCGAUGAUGCAAAAAACGUCAAGGAUCCAACCUUGGUUCUUGUGGCCAGCAUUCACAGAGGCCUGCGACUGUUCCGUGAAUUGUUUGGAGAGUCAGAUGAGGAGGAGGACUUUGAGGGUUUCACUCCAAAAGAUGUGCAGAAAUCGGAAAAGAAACUUAAGGCGAUGCUGGCGCUAUGUGAAGAUUCGCCGGAAAAAAUUGUCCCAUCAUCAAAGCCAGCCAGCAGUAGGAUUGCUAAGGCCAAGGUCAACCUGACAGCCACUGAUCGUGGACGUGGCGUCCGAAAAUCUUAUACAGAACUUCUAAAGCACGGCAUUGUUAAACCAUCGAAGCCUUCCCUGUUGAAGCAAGCGAGGGAGGAAACGCAGAAAACCCUCAAAAUCAAAUUUAAAAUAAAAAAGGAAAAAUCAGGACUGGAGGGUUCCCCUAAAUUGUCUCGUAAAUCUCUGGACAAAAAGAGUGUCAAGUUUGAUUUGACCCCAAAAGGUCAAGGUAAAGGAAAAUCUAUUGAGAAAGGAAGUAAAAAAAUGGCAGUGGUGCCAGUUAAACAGAAAAAGGGGAAGAAAUGUCUCGAAAGGACAGAGGAGGAAACGCCGCGAUAUGCCAAGAAAAAGGUCAAAGAGAAAGAUAAGUUGUCAUCAGUUAAGGGAUCAAAAGGGGUCAAAGGUCAACAGAACCUGGCUAAGCAGCUACUUCAGAAAGCUCGAAAAGGUCAACAAACUGUCAAAGUGCAAGGGAAGGUCAAAUCUCCCAUCAUGAGCCCCAAGAGCCCUAAAAAUCAAGCGUAUCCUCGGAAACAGUUUGUGCUACCAACGCAAAGUUCAAGGUCAUCUAGAGUUAUAAUUCCAAACAAGAGAUUUUUAGAACAGGACGAUUUUAAUCAAAUUAUGACCAAGAGAACACGAAUGGAGGAAAGUGCUUUGUCACCCAAAUCAGAAACAUCUGCUGCCACUAGUCCGAGGUCAAGGGUACAGGAAAGGUUAAAGGUCAAGACUGAACAGCUGAAGUCACCACAAUUGACCAGCCUGUCCCCAGGGCCGGCAGUCCCGCACAUUCCUCCCGGUCAACUGACCAGCCUGUCCCCAGGGCCGACAGUCCCGCACGUUCCUCCCGGUCACCUGUUUGAUCCCAUGGAAGCAGGACAGACCCUGUCACUUUACGACCAACCAUUAAUAAUCGAGGGAAAGCGAGCCCGGAAGCCAAGUCUUAAGGUCCGCAUCAAACUCACAGACGAACGUAUUCAGGCCUUUCAGGUCAAAUCAUUUGAGAAAAAACUUGAGGCACGUAAAACGAUAGAGGCCGAGAAAGCCCAGACAUCCGAGUUGAAGAGAGUACACCUCACGCCCUCGAAGCUUGCAGGUGCUGUCACAUCUAAACUACCAACAUCACCAAUUUUUGCGCCACCCAAAUUUGGCGUUAGUGGACGAAGCGCCCUCUCAGAGAGACAGAGGCUGGAGGCACUGGAAAAGGAGGCUCUGGCCACGCGGCGCAAAGGACACAACAUUUUACGAAAGGCUAAACUCCAGCUUAGUCGAUCUGCCCUCAAUAGGUCAAAGGCUGAUUUUGCACGAACACUCAAGAAGGAAAUAAAAAUGGAAGCCAAGCUGGAGAAGAUGAGGCUAAAGCAGGGUUCAGCGGUCGGAGGAUUCAGCAAGAUGUCUGGCUACUCCACGUUUGCAGGUGUAGCGAAGAGCUACAUGGAUGCUAAGGAUGAGCCCCUAGGGGCGGGGGACCAUGGAGAGGAGUUAGGACUUUCUGGCCGUGCCCGUGCAGGUGUGGUUUGUGCUGUGUGUAAGGAUUCCAACCUGCCCCCACUGAGGCGGCGUAACUACUACGGCGUCCCGUGUUGUGACGGCUGUCGGAGAUUCUACAGGGUCCAUAUGAAGCGGGCCAAAGAGAAAGACUUUUUCUGUAACGGUAACUGUAGUACAGAUAUACGACGGUGUGUGUUCUGCCGGUACCUGAGAUGUCAGGAGGUGUUUCCCGCGGAGGAUAAACUUAAACCAUUGAAGGAAUCACCAACCAAGAAACUUAUCCAAGGAGACUCAGCAGAGGAAGGAUUGAUGUCACCCCCUGGACAGACAGAAGACGGGUCAGAGGAAGGUGUUUCAGCAGCUGGUCCAUUGCCUAGCUCGCCCGAGAGUGUUGCCUCGUCCCCAGCCUCCGAGGGACGAGGGCCCCGCAUCAAGCACGUGUGUAGGAAAGCUGCGGUAGUGCUUGGGAAGCCGGUAGCCAAGUUCCCGCAGACUUCCCUUCAGUCUUCUUCAGAAAUCACACUAAGUGCCUUACCCAGGGGAGAGAAAGUCAAACUGUGGAAAAAGGAGGAGGAAACGAAAGCAGAGUUGUCAGAUGAUGAGCGGACACUAGAUGAGAUUAUCCAGCAGUCAGAAGACAACGUGUGUACAGUUAAAAGGUCCCCACACAAGUCUCCAGCCCUUGGUCGACUUGUCCCGGGCUCCCGAGGUAGACUCACUGUCCGCAGACGAAAGCUCCGCUGUAAAAAGUGUCCAGGCUGUCUGGCCAAGGAUUGUGGCAAGUGUCUGCAUUGCCAGGACAAGCCAAAGUUCGGAGGACGUGGAGUGAUGAAGCAGGCUUGUGUUGACAGGAAAUGUGCAUUCCCUCGGUACUCACGGGCGGCCACGGCAGCCUUUAUCAAACCGAAGGACCUACCGCCAGACAGUGAAUCUUGUGAGCAAGGAUGUGACAUGCUAGUUGAUUCGUCUGAACAAUGUGACCCUUCCCAGAAUACAAUGGGAUGUAGCAGUAUCAAUCCCAACACCAAGAACGGAAACGGAACAAGCUCCAGCAUGAACCUGAUCAGACGGAUGGUGCUACAUAGUCAGGGAAAUGCUCGUCCCGAAGCAGGAGUCAAACAUUCCGGGGACUCAGAAUCAGGGAUCAGGACGCCUGCAAACAUCAGUCGGCAGUUGCUGCCUCACUUUAGUGGAGGAUUGUCCCGAGAAAACUUGUCACAAAAAUCUGGACGCCAGAGUCCGUUGGUGCCACCCUAUCGUUCAGGAGAUCCCUCAAAGAAAUCGGGACUAAGUGUGCUGUCACCAAAGAAAUUACCGAAAGGAAAGGACAGGAACCUGACAGUACUGCGGUCAGAGCAGUGUGUUCUCCAGCCAUUACCGUCCACCAUGAGACACUGGGCAGGCUUUGGGUCACAGUGCGGGUACAGAAUAAAGGCUGAAUACAAGGAGAAUUACGAUAUUUACAAGGCAUGGCAGAUGGGUGUUCCGCUUACGAUGUCGGGGCCGCUCUGUGUCCGUACAGCAUGUUAUCUCUGUGGCAGUGCGGGUAAACACGAGUUUGUGUUCUGUAACGUUUGUUGUGAACCGUUCCACGAGUUCUGUCUUGAGGAAGAUGAACGUCCAACUGAAGACAACUGGGAAAACUGGUGCUGCCAUCGUUGUCAGUUUUGCCACGUGUGUGGGGAACAGUACAACCUCCUGCGCUGUGACAAAUGUCAGAACACAUAUCACCCCGAGUGCCUUGGACCGAACUAUCCCACGAAGCCCUCCAAGAAAAAGAAGAUCUGGGUUUGUACAAAGUGUGUCCGCUGUAAAAGCUGUGGGUCGACCACGCCAGGAAACGCCGGACACGCCACAUGGACUUAUGAUUUCCAGCUCUGUUAUGAGUGUGGCAAACUAAUGGACAAAGGAAACUUCUGUCCGCUGUGCCAUAAGUGUUACUCUGACGACGACUGGGAGUCGAAGAUGGUUCAGUGUGUGAGCUGUGACAGCUGGGUACACGCCAAGUGUGAAGGACUCAACGAUGAAAUGUAUGAGCGGGUGUCGUUCCUACCAGAGGAUGUUCACUAUAUCUGUAAAAUGUGUUCCCCUGGCGACCGUCCACGUCACUGGGAACUGGUUCUGCGGGACGACCUCCAGGCUGGCAUCAAAUCUGUCUUUUACACUCUCCUCAGUGCCAAGUGUGCCCAGCAUCUCCUACAUAUUGAUGUCAAGGAGGAGCCAGUGGAGAAGGAAGAAGUGUCUAAGGGAGGAAGUAGUUCUGCUGGAACAGCUGUUACAGAGUGCAAUAAAGAACAAUCAUCAUUGGAGGGAGUAAGAGAUUGUGAUAGAACAGCCAACUAUGAAAACAAAGUUAGCAAAGAAUUAGCAGAAAGUAAAUCAGAAGGGGGGAAAUCAAAUGAUCCAACGUCGAGGAAAGAAGGUGCUAGUAUGUGUAACACAGAGCGAACGUUGGUAAGCAUGGAAACGGACAAAGAUGAUGUAACACCAAUAACAGACUUAAAAUGUGAUUCUAACUCCUUGGGUAGGGCAAUAGGGAAGGAGACAGAUUUAGACAAGGGGCGGGGAAUUUUGUUAAAGGGUGGGGCACGUGUGGGCUUGGGGAAUGAAGCAAACUGUGAUAUUAAAACUGGUGAAGAUUCCUUAGCGGAGAAACCUGUGCCUUGGACAGUUGGAGGGUCAGGUGAUGGGGAAGGUCAUGAAUGUGAUGUUCCUAUGGAGGUAGACGAACCAAGUAAAACUGAAGGAACAGCCUCUGAAAAUGAAUCUGGGGGAGGGAAAAACAUUCUUGGAAUAGCCACUGUGAAUAGUUUACAGGGAAGUAGUGAAACAGAUUUUAAAAACAAAUUAAUGGGAGGUAGUGUCAUUGAUGAAACAGCUUCUCAGAAGGAAUCAGAGGGAAGUUGUAAUGAUGAUGGAAUAGCUUUACAGAAUAAGCUAAAGGCAGACACACAAGGGUCAAUAACUGACCACAAAGACGAGGUAGAUGGUGGUCAGAGUAGUGGUCAAGUAGGUGACAAGGAACAAGUGUGUUCGCAUCCCAUGGUUGACCAAUCACAAUCCAUCAAACUAACAGAACCAUGUUUAUCAUCAGAUAAGGACCAAUCAGCACCUGAGAAAUCUAAAUCAAUUGUACAAUCAGAGAUCAUUUCAAUCACAGACAAUGACAGUAAUCAAAUGGAAGUGGAAGGAGAAUCGGUGCUUAAUAGUGACCAAUCAAAUUCAAUUAUACAGGAUUGUAAAGUAGAAUGUGACCAAUCAGAUUCAAGUUUACAGCUGAAGUCAGCUCAAUCAGAGGACAUUUCUAAAGUAGAGGUUAAGACAGAGGAAAGUAGGUCAGAGACAGCAUCAAACAUAGACAACAAUAACUCAUUGGACUUCAAGAGUGAGGAUACAAAAUGUGAAACCUCUCAAAGUGAGGAUACAAAAUGUGAAACGUCUCAAAGUGAGGAUACAAAAUGUGAAACGUCUCAAAGUGAGGAUACAAAAUGUGAAACCUCUCAAAGUGAGGAUACAAAAUGUGAAACGUCUCAAAGUGAGGAUACAAAAUGUGAAACGUCUCAAAGUGAGGAUACAAAAUGUGAAACGUCUCAAAGUGAGGAUACAAAAUGUGAAACGUCUCAAAGUGAGGAUACAAAAUGUGAAACGUCUCAAAGUGAGGAUACAAAAUGUGAAACGUCUCAAAGUGAGGAUACAAAAUGUGAAACGUCUCAAAGUGAGGAUACAAAAUGUGAAACGUCUCAAAGUGAGGAUACAAAAUGUGAAACGUCUCAAAGUGAGGAUACAAAACGUGAAACGUCUCAAAGUAAGGAUACAAAAUGUGAAGCAUCUCGACCUGAAGAUACUAAAUGUGAAUCUCCUGAAAAAGAAAAAGAUACAAGAUGUGAAACUAAAAGUGAUGAAUUGAAAUGUGAAACUCCAAAAGACAACCAAGUAUGUAAAACAAAGUGUGAAACUCCUGAAAAAUUGAAGUUCUCCCCAAUUACAGAUAUCUCCUUGAUAACGCCCAAAAAGUCUGGAAGCACGACCUCAGUACAUGUCCGGUUCAACGAUAAAAGUGGAAUAUUUAGAAAAGCAGCGCCUAGUCGUGAUUACCCUCUCGACUUCAAUGCUGUGAAAGCCAAGAUGGCCGCUGACAAAUACAACAACGUGGAGGAGUUUAGCGAGGACAUGGCACACAUCAUAUCCCAAGCUUUAAAUGAUUCCACUGACCAGAGGAUUGUACGCAAGAAAAACAACAACUCGGUCCGCUCCAUGUUUGCCAAGCAAAUGGAGAGAUGUUUUCCUUGGUUUAAUAUAAAGACCUGCAAACUCUGGAACGAGCAACAGAACCUACCUGGUGGGAUGUUACCGGACGCUGUGAUACCACCGUCUGAGGACCAUACGUACGCCCAAUGGCUGGAGCGUCAAGACAUGCCUAGGUCACCCCAGCCCUCGCCUUUCAAGAAACUCCACAGCACCCCGAUACGCAAGGCUCUUCCCAUGGCUGUGGAUGAGGAUGCUGAGAAGGUAUUGUCAUGUGACCUGGAGGAUUCAGGCGAAGACAUGCGACGGUGCAUCCUGUGUUGGCACUAUGGAGACGCUGAUCCAAAUGACGCUGGACGCCUACUUUACUCCGGACAAGAUGACUGGAUCCACAUUAACUGUGCGCUGUGGUCAGCAGAGGCCUACGAAGAGGAGCUGGACGGGUCACUUCAGUAUGUCCAUGCGGCCGUGUCCAGAGGAAAACUUUUGAAGUGUGACCGCUGUAAUCGUUCGGGUGCGACGGUUGGCUGCUGUAUGCGGGGAUGUCCGGCCAACUACCACUUUAUGUGUGCCCGACACAGCAACUGUGUGUUCCAGGAGGACAAGAAGGUCUUCUGUAGUCUUCACCUUGACAAGGUCGAUGGCGACCUGGUUGCCAUGGACCGAUUUGCUGUGAACCGACGAGUUCUUGUCAACAUGGAGGGUGUCAAGUGGGCCAAGAAGACCUGGGCCAAGGGGCUCGACCCCGGGGUCAUCAAUGUGCUCAUCGGGUCGUGUACUGUGGAGUCCCUAGGGAGACUGAUUCUGUCCUCAGACUACAGAGAUUGUCUGGCACCCGCAGAAUUCAGUUCUUCGCGAGUGUUCUGGAGCACGAAGGACGCACGCCGUCGCUGUGUUUAUAACUGCCGCAUCGUGGAAGUCAAGCCGGACAGUCCAAAAUCCAUGAAGGUCGUUCUGAAGGACAUGACAAUUAUACACGACACAAGUCAUCCAGAUUACGUUCCCUUGUCGACACUUGACAUCCCAGGAGUGAAUCUCUUCCCUGACACCGAAUCACAUAGCAACAAUAAUAACAACAGUUUAAAAUCGGACGUUAUUGAUCUGUCGGGUGACUCGUACGAAAUGGACGGUUUAGUUACUUACCAGUCCGCAAGCUUUCAAGGUCAAGGUCUCAGUUCUAGUUAUAAUGGUAAUUCUUCUUUCGCUGCAGAGUCCGAUUCUCAGACAGACAAGCUCAGUAGUUCUUGGCCCCUCGUGAAAAAGAAAUCCUCAAAAGUGGACUUGACAGUGUUAUCUCCAAAAACCCUCAAACUGCUGAACAUCAAGGACCCAGAGCUGUAUAAGAGAGAUAGUGUACCUGUUCCUGAGAAACCAGCAUUAAUACAAGCUCCACCUAGUGUUACCGAGAACAAAUUCAGUGGUUUCUUGACAAAAAUUGCUGACCGUCUGAAUCAAGCAGCUGCGCGUAAUCGUAAUAUUAAUCGUAAAGAUGGUGAAAAGAAUACUCCGUCUUCUGCUGUGCGUGGGAGGUCAAGGUCAAAUUCCGUUGAAAGGAUGCUGUCAUCAAGGUCAAACUCAGUUGAAAGGUUCGUGCCCUCUCCUCUGUCUCGUGAGAGGUCGAAAUCUGUGGAACGAUUUGUGACCUCUCCCUUGCCUUUUUCAAGGUCAAGGUCAAACUCAACUGAAAGAGAAUAUCUAGCUGGUUCUUCUGUUACCCUGCCAGAGAGCAACAGUGAGCCCGUCAACGAUAUGGAAACCUCUCAGACCAAAGAUCCGGACACAGAUGGAAAUGCCACAUUUUCUACUGUGUCUGCUGAAGAGUCCAUGGACCAAUCAGGAAUGACAACUGACUCCAGCCUCGAACCAAUUGCCGAGGAGGGAAAUUUGAAUGCAGAAAACAUUCGAGAGACCGUGAUUGUGUUACCUGAGGACUGCGGAGAACUCACUGAGGAGGAGGUCAUUGCUAUUGCGCAGGCAGCUCUUCAGCAACAAGAAGGAGUGGAAAAUCUGGAACUACAAGACGCAGAGGAAACUUGCAAUCAAACAGAGGAUCAGUUGGAGGAAAACUCGGGAGAAUACAAUGUUGUGAAACAAGGUGAUACAAGUGAAAGUCAACAGUUAAAGGAUUCAAAUAAAGAGGAAACGGAAACCAUUGACGAUCCUUUGGGACCGAUAACCACUGACGAUUGUUGUGAUACAAGGGAGACGUCUAUGGAAUAUUCUGCUGACAAAACGAAAACAGUCUCUCCAGGGGAGAUAACUACAGAUUAUUCGGGUGAGGUAAGGGUUACAGUUGAGAAGCCUCAAGAAGAGACAGCUUUGAAAAAUUCAGUUGAGAUACAGGAAAAUACUAUGGACCAUUUUGGUGAUUCAAGGGAGAUAACUCAGGAAGACAGGAUUAGUGAGGCUACGGAAACAAACAGUACCACAGAGACAGAUACUCAAAUACAAACCUCUGCUGGAAAUAAAACUGGGGGUCAACAUGGGACAACCAUCUUUGAUUCUACCGAUGACUCAACUGACGAAUUAGAAGCUGCAAGCAAUGUUGAUAUAAAUGACGUGAUACUUAUAGACAUAACUAAAUCAAAACCAGAGUCAGAGGAGAAAAACAAUUUGGGACCAGAACAAGAGUUAGGUGUAAAGAGAUCUGAUGGUCUGUACUUGUGCAGCAGCUCCGGAAUGCUUCUAGACAACUGUACUGUGGAAUCAAGCACAGACAAACGUUUGUCUGGAUCUGUGUGCAAUGAGGACUCGACUGAAUCUGUUUCAGAGAAGUGCUUGAAUGAGUCGGUGUCUAACAAAAGCUUGAACGAACUUGUUCCUGUUGAAAACUUGUCUGAAUCAGUAUCAAAGAAAGGUUUGACUGACUCUGUAUCAAAAGAACGUAUUGAUGAAUCAAUAUCAAAUGAAAUCUUGGCAGAAUCCAUGUCAAAUGAAAGGUUACCGAAGGUGCAGAGUGUGGGACCAAUGGAGACACAGGAUCAGAUGCAUACAGAUGAGGACAAUGUAAGUUUUAAUGACCGAUGUCCAUCAGCUCUGGACCAGAGACUGACCAAGGAGGAGAGUUUAGUGGACACAACUGGACAGGUCCCAGAUGUUGUGAGAGAAAGUCUCCCAGGAAUUUCCCAUGCCAUAGCUGAGGAAACCAUGUUGACCAAUCAGCACGCAUCUGACAGUGAAGAAACAAUGUUGACCAAUCAGCACACAGCUAACAAUGAAGAAACAAUGUUGACCAAUCGGCACACAGCUAACAAUGAAGAAACAAUGUUGACCAAUCAAAAUGCAGCUGACAGUGAAGGUUGGAAUCGUGAUCACAUGCUGUCAGGGAAAGAUGAAUCUGUAAAGAGGGGUAACAAUAUAGAAAUAACAGCAAUAGACUUGACAGGCGAUGACUUGGAUGACGAUUCAAAUAAGAUGACAAAUGAACCAGCGACCAAGUCAGAUGAAUGUGAUCGCAUAACCCGGAGAGAAGAAAUUAGAAAGACAGAUUUGUCCAGGAGAAACAACUCUCAAAUAAUCGGGAAGGAACCUGAUUCACAAAUAGUUGUACGAACAGAACCAUUACAUUUCCUUCGUCCGAUUGAAGAGAAACCGUUAAAGAAGAAAAUAUCCCAUAAGAAAUCACCAACGCGGAAAUUGAAAUAUGGUAAAAGUAAUAAAGACGUUCCAAAAGAUGCCAAAAGUAGGUCAGAGACUGGAGUUCGCGUGGAGACAGAUGAUCAGGACGGGGCCGAUACUUCAAGGGCAACUCCCAAGGUCGUCGAAGAUAAAAUAUCCGGUACAGAUCAUGAGAAUUCUGAACACGAAAUGAUAUCUAAUACCAUUCACUUGAACAUUUUAACAAAAUCUGUUUCUGAUGACGAUGAACAACAGGGUGCUGUAGAAUCUGAUACAAUAAGAGAGUUGGCUCCCUCACCAGUUGAUCAGGUGGACAAGACCACGGAAAAAGAUCUUACACAGAGAAUUCCGUUAUCGGAUCAUACUCAGAGUGCAGAGAUUGUGGAACCAAUAUAUAAUACAAGGAAUGAGCUAAUUGGUCAUCGUGUUAUGGUCGCUGGCGACAGUGACAGUCCCUCAGAUUUAGCGACUCCGGACUCGGACAGAAGAACUAGUCCGACUCCGGACUCGGACAGAAGAACUAGUCCAACGACCGACCUCUGGAAUAUGGUAGUAAAGGAAUUAGUCAGCGAAAAUCCUGAAAAGUUUCAACCAAUCCAAACCGAUGUUUCUCAAUCUAUGGGUCCACAGGAUACUGUUUCCGUUGAUGAUGUUAAUCGUGGGGACAAAGAAGGAGUAAAUUGUAAAAACGUAGAUGAAAUCCCCGCUGAUGACCGCGAUCCUCGAGGAGACAUGGGAGAUCACUCCGUCAAGGAUCAAGGUGAGGGUCAGAUAUCUGGAGCUCGCAAACUUCAGUCCCUGUCUGAAUCACUUGAAGCAGCGCAGGGGGGUGAUAAUUCGGAGGAACGAGCAGCCGAAAUGGUAACCGAUAUAGUGAAGGAGGAUGAUAAACCUUGUAUCACUGACGACCAGUCACCGGUAAAACCAGUUCAACCCUCGCCAGUCAUUGCUGAGAACAUGGAUAAGUCACCAGUAAAUAAAACACCAGUCAAAGUCAAUACCGAGGAAGAGAAGAGACUAGAGAAGGAAAAGACAGAGAUUCUUAAAGGCCUCGGACUGGCUAGGACUCCCACAGGAAACGAGGAAAUUUCCAGUCCAGACUUCAGCAACAAGUCCUCCCCACUCAAGAAAUAUCCCCUCCGUCACCGUCGGUCAAAUUCAGGACACUCAGAUGAGAGUCCGGUCAAGGCUGAAAUUGACUGGUGGAGUGAUCAAAAGCUGCCCAUUCAUAUGGAAAUAGCCCAGAAAAUAAAGGCAGAGAGUCUGUCGAAGAGCAUUCCUGGAGCCAAGGGACCGUUUAAAUGUCCUACAUGUAGGCGUCUGUAUCGCACGCGGGAAAGUUUCAAAACUCAUGUGAAAUUCUGUGACUUCGAGGUCAGUACAAGUGAUGACGAGGAGGAAGAGGAGGAAGAAGAAAAGGAUGAGGAAGCGAAGGAUGGAAGGAGGCGAUAUUCCGUCCGGGAGCACACCAUGGAGGCCAGAAAAGCAAUGGCUGGGGAAAUGAGAGCACUAGAGGUAUUACAAAACAGGGAGGCAUCUCCCAACAAGAAACGAGGAAGGCCAAAACGAUCUCUUUACGACGAUUCCAAAGAUUGUACAUCCUCAAAUCACAUCAGUAGCCCAAUAACGGAUGAUGGCACGCCUCCUGUCAAACGUGGACGAGGAAGACCAAAGAUGUCGCCAAAUAUCGUAAUGUCUGAUAAAGAGAAAGAUCAUUCACAGAAAAAUAAUACAGACUCAGUAACUGGACAUUCACAGGACGGAGCAACAAACACUCCGGAGACUGGUGCAAGUAAAGGAAAACGGGGUAGACCUCCAAAAUUGAAGUCACCCGACCGUGGAAAAAGUCCCAUUAACAGGGAAGGGAAUGAUAUUGUCACGCCUGUUGCACAGGGGACUAGUUCAGAGAGGGAAGGAACGGAGGGCAUCAGAAAACGAGGAAGACCAUCCCUGAAGAGUUCCAAGACACAACCUGAUAAAGAAGAUGUUGGGAAGGCUACAGGUGAGAGGUCACCACUUAAAACACUGACCCCCACAAAAAUAGACAUUGUCAGAAAGCGGGGACGUCCAUCCUUGACAUUUUCGCCGAAAGAAGAUCAUUCAGAGGAAGAAAUUGUACCUAGAAAGAGAGAAAGGCUGUCAGGUGGAGGGUUGAAAAGCCCUCCUCUUCGUAGUCCUUCCAGAGGACUAAUGGGAGUGCCAAGGGGGCGAGGCAGGCCCAGUCCCAUAACAGGCUUGGUCGGGUCGCCAAGGGGGCGAGGCAGGCCCAGUACCAUAACAGGCUUGGUCGGGUCGCCGGGGGGUAGAGGUAGGCCGCCAAAAACAAAUCCUUUAUCUGUUAAAAUGGAAAGUACAGAAGAAUCUAUCCAAACUAGACAUACAGAAAGACACAGUACAGAAGAUGGAGUGCCAGUCGAAAAAGCUGAGCAACAGGAAGUUAACAUGCACAGUGGAAAUGUCUCUCCUAUCCGGCGGCGUGGACGACCUGCAAAAAUAUUGAGGUCUCCAAAGAAGAUUGAAAAUGAUGAAAAAGCAUCAGAGGAACUUCCAUCAGUCUUUGAAAUAUUUGCCCCAGUUGAAGGAAAUGUAUCAGUAUCUGUAACAUCUCCAGAGGGAAUAGUUAACGUAGGAAAAUCUUUCACUUCUCCAGAGGUGACUGGAAAUACAUCAGAUUCUUUCACUUCACCUGGUGUUAAAAGGAAGAGAGGAAGACCCUUCAAAAACAAGAAAAUUCAAGGGAGGGAACCCAUCAAAAGAGACGAGAACAACAAACUUCAUCAAAGGAGUAAAUCUGCAAUGACAGCAGCAGAAAUGAACAAAGAAAGUCCAGAGGUCAAAGGUCGCAAAUCUGACUUGAAGGUCAGGGAUGGACUGUAUACGGAGAGUGGUAGACCCUCGCGGCGAUCAGCCUCACUAGCAUUGCAGAAAUUUGAGGACAACUUUGGAGCAGACACGGACAACGCAUUAGGUAAUGAAGAGGACGGUGAUCAAGUGGGAGAGAAAGUCUCUGGGACAGGAAGUAAUACUCGGAGAAAGCAGCACAUUGUUGUCCGAAAGGAUUCAGAGGAAGAGCAUGUGGAGUCCAAGGGAAAUAACUCUCUUUCCGAGUCAACAAGCAAACAGAAUGAUAACGUGUCUUGUAGGACAUCACAGAGGGAGGAAGGUAACCACAUUGUAAGAGACAGCGAUUAUCAUAAGGUAGGCAGCAGUGCGUUGUCAGCAAUCGUGAUUGACAGUGAAAAUGAGGAGGAGGAGGAACAAAUGAAAGAACAGGGGGCACAGACAACAGAACAUGUACAACAUGUCAGAAAGGAUGGACAAUCUUCUUCGUCAUGCACGGAGAGAAAAGAUGCUGCAGUCAGUGAAAGUGAACCAAAUGACAUCGCCACGACAGUAUGUUCACCUGAAAAAGAUAACAAAAAACAGCGUGAAGUUUUGUCACAAUCCAAUCUGGUUAACACAACUGCUACAGUUCAACAGGCAGAGAGUCACAGUAAACACACAAGUAUAACAAUGGUUGGGGCUGGAGUUAGCAAAGGCAUGCAAGAAAUCUCUGGUCCAUCCUCGAGUUGUUCAACGUCUGCGACCACAGGGUCUAAUUCUCAGAGCCGUGUUAAAAUGACCUCAACGUUUGGUGUCCAGACGGAGGAGGAGGAGGAAGAAGACGAGCAGGACUUCCAACAAGAACUUUCUCCUCAGCGUAGGUGUAACCCUAGCUCUGAACCAAUCAUCCGUAUUAAGAUACAGCAACCUCACAGCUCCAGUACAGCUGGUAUAGGCGACAACAUGGUACACCCUACGACCCCUGUGUCGAUCCGUAACCUUCUGCAGCAAAAGAUCGCUGGGGCUCAAGCCGCUACGCCUGGUUACCAAGUCGUGAAGAUCCAACGCCCCAAGAGUGCAGACACGCUGAAGGAUGACAUCAGGAGUAUACUUCCCGUGCUGCCCCCCAACAUACUGGAGCAGCUACGUGACCCUUUACUGAGGUUUGAGGCAGUCAAAAUGAUACAGAAUCUCAUCAAGGUCAAAUCUGCAUCGGAUGCUGUUAAGUCGAUUACACAACCAACAGUGGAGACACAAAAUGUUUUAGACAAUAUCACACCAAUCCCAAAAUUCACGUUGCCUAGUAACCUCAGCACACGCGAGGCAAUUCAGAAAUACAUAAAGUCACAUGUAAGUCAGCGCAACAAAGAGUCUGGGGUGGAACAGCCACAACAGUCUAACAUGGUGGUCACGACUCGGCCUCUGGCCCAGGAGGCCAUGUCUGGGCCAUCUUAUCACAUGGUGUCCCCCAGCGUCAGUGAUCCCCGUCUGCUCUCGCCUGCGGCAAUGACCACCGGCUUCCAGGUGAUGACGCCCACGCACAACAGUCUCGGAGGGACUGUCCUUCAGGUGCCUAGUAACCUUCCUUAUCAACUGUCACCACCACAAUCACUACCACAACUGUCUCCACAACUACCGAUGGCCACACAUUCGAUGAGUCACCUGCCGCAGCUUGCACCCCGGAUGCAGGUGAAUACUCAGUCAUCUGUGACUCGACUGUUGCAGUCCUCAGCGAGCCCGCAGUACAUUGGGGAAAUGUCCGGCAUUCAGCAACUCCAAAACUUUCAGUCUUCACAGUUACCUCCCUUUAACAUCGGACCGAGUUCAGUGAACCUAUCCCAGCAGCCCUUGCCUCCAUUUAACAUCGCAGCUUCACCACAGUCAGUACUUAGUGUGACGACAACACCGACCCCAAUGGGUCAAAGGGCAGUCCUUAUGGGACCUCCAAUGGGAGCCUAUAACAUUCCACAAGUUUCAGGCUUGAGGCCCCAGGAAGGGGUCUCCAGUUUGCCGGGUACUGUUAUGAUUCCUCAAAACAUACCCAUUGCAUCACAGACGUUUAGUACCUCUCAAAUGGCCUCAAACACCAAUCAACUGUCUGAGUUGAUGCCUGGAAGCACAGGGAAUUCUGGGAGUACACAGCUUACAGGUGUUACAGGUGUUACAGGUGAGGAGGUCGUUAAGAGGAACACGAACACCUUAGUCCGUAUAUUUGUGGACGGUAAACCGGUUGCUGUGACGACAGAUCCAUCUGUGCUUAACAACCGUGACAAAUUGUUGUCGCGUCUCGGCUCCACCAACCUGCAAGCAGGAACCUACAGCAUCACAGUGUCGACACACAAGAUGUCCAUCGGCACCAACACAUUGACCAUGGCCGGUCAGUCGUCCACGCCUAGUCCACUGUCAAUGGGUUCAAGAUGUAAUGACAGCCGUGUGUUACAGUCGAUACUUAAAGCGCCGCCAGCGUCUAGUCUGGGUACACCCAUUUAUUCUGCGGUGACGACCUCCACUGUGGGGUCCACCUCCAGCAUCAUGUCCACCGGUGCAGUGUCUCCAGUUAGCGACAGUGUCAUCUAUCAACAAGAGCAGGAAAUCAGCAAAAUGCUGUCGAAAAAGGAGUUGACUGCCGUCAGUAACCUUCAUUCAUACGUGAAAAAUACUGAUGGGAAAGUGAGAAGGCCUAUGGUAAAACCUAACAUUAUCCACAAAAAACGGGUAGCAGGAACUUCAAGUUUGAGCAAAAAGAUGCUGGUUACCAUGGAGAAAAACGGGGUGAUCCAGGGGGCACUUGCGAAGGCACUAAUGCGCAAACUUGUGAAAACCAAUAACGAAAUCUCGCCAAAGAAGAAAAUUGUGUUCCGUGGCCUCCAUUCGCCAGCUAAGGUUCUGACAGAGAAGUCAGAGUCCACUGACAUUUCACCUGUGCGUGAAGAAAAAGCAAGUAAACAAACGACAGGUGUCAUGAAGAUUAGGAGAGUGAACGCCACCAACAAGAUCAAGAUAAACACCAUCAAAAAGGGCAUACGGAGACGGAAAACGCCACUGAAGCCCAGGAGUGUGGCUCUUCCCCACGUUACAGGUGUAAUGAGCCACCCGAUUCUGCACGCUCAGAAAGAUCUGCUCACGUUACCACAGCCCGAGAUCGAAGAGGAAGUGAUCGCCACACCCUACUCCAAGGCCAGCGAACCACACGGACGUGGCCCAGCGCACGACACGGCUCGCAGCAAAAAUGAUCCCUACCUUGUGUUCGAGAUCAACAGUGAUGACGGGUUCUCCUGUCGUGCAGAUAGCAUGGACGAGGCGUGGAGACAGGUAGCAGAGAGAGUUCAAGAUGCUCGAGUAGCCGCUCACAUGAAGCAACUUUCCUUCCAAAGUAUGAGCGGUGUGACCAUGUUUGGCGUUAAUCACAACUCGCUACGCUACCUCAUAGAACAGCUGAAUGGUGUACAACACUUCCGUAACUACGAGACACUCUACCAUCACUACGACCUUUCACCCGAGGAGCUGGAGCCGGCGGAGAAUCCUACCGGCAGUAUCCGGACCGAGGGUUACCAUGGACGCAAGCCGUUUGACAUGUUCAGCUUCCUCAUGUCUAUGUACCGUCGCAAACCGAACCCUGUCCCCGCCGGCAAGAGUGACGUGGAGAUGAACCUGAAGUCGCAAAGACGAGCUACCAGCAUGGAUCUGCCAAUGGCGAUGAGGUUCAGGAAACUCAAGGAGCACUCGCGGGAGGCUGUGGGUGUAUACAGGUCACUUAUACAUGGCCGGGGCCUGUUCUGUAAGAGGAAUAUUGACGGCGGGGAGAUGAUCAUUGAGUAUGCAGGGGAGGUAAUCCGCUCCUCUCUCACCGACAAGAGGGAGAAGUAUUACGAAAGCAAGGGCAUAGGGUGUUACAUGUUCCGUAUAGACGACAUGGAUGUCGUGGAUGCCACAAUGCGCGGCAGUGCCGCUCGCUUUAUCAACCACUCUUGUGAGCCCAACUGCUACUCCAAAGUCAUACAGGUGGACGGCAAGAAACACAUCGUCAUAUUCGCCAGUCGAGCGAUCAAACGGAGCGAGGAACUAACAUAUGACUACAAGUUCCCUAUUGAGGAGGUCAAGAUCCCGUGUACAUGUGGACAAAAACGAUGUCGCAAAUACCUCAACUGAAGACUUACAAGUUCCCUACAGAGUAAGAGGUCAAGAUCCUGUCAAAUUGUGAACAAUACAAAAAACAAUGUCACAAGUACCUUAACUAAGGACUUACAAGUUCCCUGUUGAGGAGGUCAAAAUCCUGUAUACAUGUGGACAAAAACGAUGUCGCAAAUACCCAAACUUAUGACUACCAAGUUCCCAUUUGAGGAGGUAAAGAUCCUGGUUACUUGUGAACAAGAAAAAAUUGAUGUUGCAAGUACCUCAACUAAGGACUAAAAGUACCUUACAGAGGAGGUCAAGAUUGUGUGUACCUGUGGUCAGAACGGGUUUUGUAAGUACCUCAAAUGAGGGGCGUCUAUACUAUCCUAAGGACUGUAAGAAGGCUUGGAGGUUCCCAAAUUUUCAAUAACUUAAUUCCAAAAAGACCAAUGAACACAUUGUAUCCAUUAAAUCACCAAUCAUAACAGGAUGUGUUUGUUUCUGUGAUUGACUCCUAGUCAACAUGUUACAGUGUUGUUCAGAUGACUAACCUUGACAUUGAGCUUUGACCUACACUGUCCAGAAGGAGGCGGAGUAUAACUUUGACCUGCACUGUCUAGAAGGAGGCAGAGUUUAACUUUGACCUGCACUGUCCAGAAGGAGGCGGAGUUUAACUUUGACCUACACUGUCCAGAAGGAGGCGGAGUUGAACUCAACCGUUGCUGCCUGGAAGGAGGCGGAGAUUUGUCUGUGAUAUUUUAUCUGUUUGUGUGUAUAGGAAGAAAAAAACUUGAUGAAGCGUUGUUGCUGUCUGUUAAUUGAACUUUGUCGAUGAUUGUGAGAUAAAAGUUUAAACUUGUCAGACAACCAACAUUAGACUGAAUGGUCACCCCGUGUAUUUGAUUGAUAUAAAAUAGCCACAUAUUUUUUAACUUAACCCUUACAUUAGAUAGAGGGUUGUCUAUCGGGCUUAGUUAACUUAACCCUUACAUUAGAUAGAGGGUUGUCUAUCGGGCUUAGUUAACUUUACCCUUACAUUAGAUAGAGGGUUGUCUAUCGGGCUUAGUUAACUUUACCCUUACAUUAGAUAGAGGGUUGUCUAUCGGGCUUAGUUAACUUUACCCUUACAUUAGAUAGAGGGUUGUCUAUCGGGCUUAGUUAACUUUACCCUUACAUUAGAUAGAGGGUUGUCUAUCGGGCUUAGUUAACUUUACCCUUACAUUAGAUAGAGGGUUGUCUAUCAGGCUUAGUUAACUUUACCCUUACAUUAGAUAGAGGGUUGUCUAUCGGGCUUAGUUAACUUUACCCUUACAUUAGAUGGAGGGUUGUCUAUCGGGCUUGGUUAACUUUACCCUUACAUUAGAUAGAGGGUUGUCUAUCGGGCUUUGUUGACUUGGUGCUGCUAGCAAAUACAGUUCCUUCUGUCCACGUUUUACCUAUUGACCAGCGAAGUGAGUCAUCAGUUAGGAAGGAUUUGAACCAACUGAUAAAUAUUUGUUUUAAAAUAUUUUGCUAUCACUAAGAAUCAACAUGGCUACCAAUCACAUGUAGUGCAAUUUCUCUGUAUCAGACGAGUUUUAGGUCAUCACUGUGUUAGUAUGUCAUAUUUUAUUCAACUUGCAUUUUUCAAAUACUGUAAUAAUGGCAAUAAAUCAGAACCCUUUACCCUUUCACCCCUAGGUAACUUUGGUAGACCGUACCAUGCAUUUAUUGGGGUGAAUCCAUUAUGGUCUUUAUGGUGGUAAAAGGGUUAAUAACCUGGGUCUUCAAACUUAAUUUCAACUCAAAAUGUGCAAGAGUAGAGUUCAUUUUUUCUUGAGGUAUACCAGCCUCAAACAUAUUUUAUCUUGAGGUAUACCAGCCUCAAACACAUUUUAUCUUGAGGUAUACCAGCCCCAAACACUUUUUUCAUCAAUAUUUACAGAAAACCAACAGUCCAGAAUAAAUGUGGAAAAUUUCUUUAGUGUUUAAACAUAAUGUCUUGGGAGUGGGGGAGGAACUGUAAUUAAUGUAAUUAAAUCAUUCACCCCUGAAGAAACAUUUGAACUCUUCCAAUUCAAAGGUUGGAAUUGUUCAUUAUGACAUUUCAGGGGUGAAUGAGUUAAGGUUCCAGCCUUAAAUGUUUCCAACAAUGUGUAAUUGAGAUAAUAUCAGAGAGAUAGUAGAAAAAUCAAAGCGAUCAGGCUGAUUACUGUUAAAUUCUAGAAAUAUUUAAUGAAGUAAAUAUAUGGAGACUGGGAUGGUUCCGUUUUUGUAUUCAGUGUCUAUGUGACUGUAGAGGCAGCUAUUUCAUUGUGAAGAAGAGACGUGGUCGUCAACCUGUGUGCCAAGCCAGCACGCAUUUCACAUUACUGUAUAUCUAUUAUAUAUGUAGAACAACAUAUUAACUCAUUCACCCCUGAAAUUUUAUAAUGAACUAUUCCA
Molecule: messenger RNA, 19052 nt
Organism: Mizuhopecten yessoensis (Yesso scallop)
Lineage: Eukaryota; Metazoa; Mollusca; Bivalvia; Pectinida; Pectinidae
Exons: 37
Coding region: 9-16664 (5551 amino acids)
Biological process (GO): positive regulation of DNA-templated transcription
Cellular component (GO): nucleus; histone methyltransferase complex
Molecular function (GO): protein binding; histone H3K4 methyltransferase activity; sequence-specific DNA binding
Source: RefSeq, a predicted model, not a curated record